AUGCUCUUCAUCGAAUCGGCGUUCCUUGUCCUAACCAGCUUGUCGGCGGCUGAAGCGGCAACGCCGUUUGAAGGAGGCGUCAAACAAAAAGUAUUUCAUUCCGCCGGACACAUUGAUGACUUCAUCGUCUCAAGGGAUCAACAGACGAUCUACAUAGCCUCUAUCAAUCGAAUCACCUCCUUACACUCUUCCAACCUUUCUAUCCAAAACGAAGUCUCCAUUGGCCCGGUUCAAGAUUCUCCAUGGUGCUCAGCAGAUGGAAAAUCUUGUUUAAAAGACAAUCGUCCAUUCUCCACCGAUGUUCACACGAAAAUCCUACAAAUCCUUCCAUCGGGCCAACUCCUACAAUGCGGUUCUGUGAAGCUUGGCUCUUGCUCUACAUUCAAUUCAAAACUUUCUCUAAUAACUGAAGCCAGUACCCCAGUUGCUGCAAACUCUCCAGACGCAUCUACAGUGUCUCAAAUAAUUGAUAAUCGGCUCGUGGUUGCAGCGAGUCCAACGAAAGAGUCCCCCGGUUGCAAUCCGAAUUUGCCAGGAUUGAAUGUGGAGAAUGCGGGAGAUUUGGAAGGAGAAGCUGCUGUCUACUUGAGAGCCGCCUAUCGGAGCUCUUUUCGAUUCGUUACAACAUUUUCUCACCAGCAUUUCAUUUUUGUGGUUGCCACCGUUACUCCAAGAGAAACAAGACUUCCAGUGACCACUAGAUUGAUAAGAUUCUGCAAAAAUGAUACAAAAUUCGUGUCAUAUUCGGAAAUCGAGCUUCAGUGUCGUGGAGAAGACAACACGAACUACCCAUUUCUCACAGCUGUCGUUCAAACUGGUGACAAGCUUAUUGCAUCAUUUUCGGCUUCUCCAACGUCUUCGAAAAACUCAAUCUGCGUGUUUUCGAUGCAAAAAGUGAAGUUGACGUUUUGGUACAAUGUGGAUAGGUGUAGAAGUGGAACCGACUCGAUCAAACUGUCACAUAUUGGCAGGGACACCAAAUGUGUUAAUAAAGCCCACAUUCCACUAGACGAAGAUAGUUGCGAGCUGGGAGUCGGUGGAUCUAUUGAGCUGGUUGAGAUGUCUACGAUAGACGUCUUGGCGAAAGUGACAAGUCUCAUGGCCGUGGAUCAGAAGGCGUUGUUUGCUGGAACAUCUUCAUCACAGAUUGUAAUGUUAAAAUGGGACGAGCAAAACUCCAACAAACUCGAGGAGUACGGUAGAAAAGAAAUUGGAGAUGGGCGGACGGGAAGUGAAGUUGUCAAAAUGACCAGAUUUGGAGAUUUUAUAUUGGUACAAAUGCCGUAUGGGAUUGUCAUGGAGGAGCUAUCGACCUGCGCUCAUCACGAGUCAUGCACGGAUUGUCAAGUUUCUGUGGAUCCUCUCUGUCAAUGGUGUCACCCAACACAGUCAUGCACAACAUCGUCAAGAUGUUCUGGACCAUUGACCACCCAAUGCCCUAUCGUCGAUGGUGACCCCAUUCCUUCAAUGGUAUCUGUGAACUCUUCUACCUCUAUUUCCUUCAACAUCCAUCACCUCCCACCACCCGUCGGUUUCGUUUAUAAGUGUUAUUUUGGCUCCAAGUCUCACUCAAAGUCCACAAAAGCCACCUGGACAGCAUCUGGAAUUUCUUGCCCUUCUGAAAUGUUUGGUUCUCCAAAAACAUUCGAAAUCUCUCUUAUGACGUCGAUUUCAAAAAAUCCCAUCAGCCGACACAACUUUACCGUCUUCGACUGCGCCGGUUACAGUACCUGUUCCACAUGUAUGUCAUCGGAAUUCGGAUGCCAAUGGUGCUCUCACAAAUGCUCCUCGUCUUGUGGAUCUGCUUCAGCCAAAGCUUGUGUCAAAAUUCAGCCUAUGAAAGUUCCAAUCGCAAUCGGAUCUCAACAAGAAAUUGUGCUAGAAGCUUUGAAUCUGGACACUCUCGACAGAAAAACAGAGCAUUUUUGUAAAGUGAAUGGACAAGUAGCUCCUGCGAAGAUAGCAAGUGAUAGUAUCAGAUGUGGGAAGAUUCAAUUAGCAGGGAGCAAUGAAACAAAUGCCAAUAUGGUGGUCCCAUUGAGUUUGAUGGCCAACGAUGUGGUUGUGGAUAUUGCGAACGUAUCCCUCUACUCCUGCUCAAAUUUGGCUGCCGACUGCUCAAGCUGUCUUGCUUUGUCCCCAUCAUUGUCAUGUGGUUGGUGCAACAGGAAGUGCUCUCAUGAGUGCCACGAAUCAAAAGCCACCGCAGUAUGUGAUCCGCCGAAGAUCGAUAGGUUCGAACCAUCAAGUGGACCUGUCGAAGGUGGAACUGUCAUUAAAGUCUAUGGAAACGAUCUUGGAAUGUCUGUAGAAGACGUACGUGGCAAGAUCUACGUGGCUGGCUCCAGAUGCAACAUUGUGGAAUAUCAAGUCUCCAAUAUGAUAGCGUGUCAAGUCGACAAAGGUGUCAGCUCUGGACCAAUCAAAAUAUCAGUCGGACGCGCAACGAUGGCAGUUGCAGAGAGUUCAGAUUUGUUCUCAUUUGUUCGAGUCUCCAUCUUCUCUGCUUAUCCAUUAUACGGUCCAAUUUCUGGAGGAACACGAAUCACACUUUACGGUCAGAACUUGUCGAGUGGUUCUCGGAUAAGCGUCACUGUUGGCGGUCUUCCGUGUCCUAUAGAAAGAAUCAACUCAUCAACAGUUCUCACUUGUCUCACUCCUUCUGGUUCCAGUAUUGGAAAGUCUGCAAAAGUGGUCGUCCACGUGGAUCACUCCCAGAUCCAGCUUGAUCAGCCAUUUGAAUAUCGAUCGGAUCCAUCAGUCAACUCCAUCUUCCCAUUGUCCUCUUUUAAAGCUGGAGGACGAAUCGUCUCGGUCCAAGGGUCCUCCUUCAACACUGUUCAAUCUGCUAGAAUGUUCCUUAUUUCGUCUCCAACACCUCCAUUUGAAAUCAUCUCCGAUCUGGCACCAUGCCACAUUAUCAAUUCAACUUUGAUGACUUGUAUGACCCCAAAAAUUUUGGAGACCAUCACUAGAAGAGUGGAGUAUACCAGACAACCAGUUGGAUUUUUAAUGGAUAAUGUGACUGCUGUGGCGAAUCUAGGAAGACGAAUUCAAAUGUCUGUGUACCCGAACCCCAGUCUCUCUCCGUUCAAAGGCAUCCGAUACCAUCAAGGAGAACAAUCAUUAAUUUUGGAAGGACACAAUUUAAAUCUUGCCGCUGAACCCAACGACUUCAAGAUUUUCGUCGGAAGUGAGAGAUGCUACGUGACACUUGUAGAUGUGAGGCAACUGGUAUGCUCUGGUCCACUGAAACAACCAAAGCCAACGGAUGAGAGAGGCGUUCCGAUCAAUGGAGACAACCCAUUGGUCACAGUUAUCGUUGGAUCACUUCGAAUGGAAUUGGGUCUUAUUGAGUACUCGGAUCACGCAUUACCAUCAAGACUAUCAUUCCUGAUCCUUGGACUCUUACUCUUCACUGUCAUCACUCUUAUUGUGAUGUGUUUGAUCUUCAAGAGACGCCGUCAAGAAAGAGAGAAAGAGUAUCGGAAGAUUCAGCUACAGAUGGAAAAUUUGGAGAACAAUGUAAGAAAAGAAUGCAAACAAGCAUUCGCUGAACUUCAAACCAAUCUUGUGCUAUCUCCAAAAUCAACUGGCACCAUCACGUCUCCAGAACUUAUACACUUCCCGCAUUUCGUGGAAAAUCUGUUAUGGGCGGAUCAGAACCUGACAUCAGCUCCAAGUCUAGCAAGAACUCUUCCAGUGACGCUUGCUCAAUUCCAUGCUCUUCUUAGCUUCAAAGGUUUCAUAUUCACUAUAGUAGAAGCCGCAGAAUCAGAUGUAUCUAUUUCCACGUCAGAGAAAUCUACAUUAGCUUCUCUUCUGAUUUCUGUCUUACUCCGAAACUUUUCCUAUUGCACUGAAAUAGUCGUGGACCUUCUAAAAGCCCAUAUCGCACGAUCUGUACAAGCAAAACGGGCCGAGCUUCUUUUCCGGAAUAGUGACUCGGUGGUUGAAAAAAUGUUCUCGAAAUGGAUGAGUAUUUGUCUGUACUCUCAUUUGACACCUCAAAUGAAUUCGUACUUCUACUUGUACAAAGCACUGCAGUACCAGACGGAUAAGGGACCAGUGGAUGCUGUGACUGGAGAUGCGAGGUACACGAUCAAUGAGGCAAAGUUGUUGAGGGAAAGUGUGGAGACGAAAACUUUGAAAAUCCACAUUGUCCCAUUUGAAAAAUGCGAUGAGACCACUCACCUAGAAGUUCAUGCCUGCGACGCCAUCUGUCAGUUGAAACAGAAAGUUGCAUCGGCGGUCUACAAAGAGACUCCAUAUUCACAAAGACCGAGAAUAACACAGUUUGAGCUCAAACUCAAAUGUGCAAAACGAGGAGAUAUCAAGCUGACGGAUGUGUCAGCAGUAGAGACCUUAUCUCAGAAGAAGCUUCCUGUAAAGUUAUUGACACUGGCGGAUUAUGGUAUUCAGGAUGGUGCAACUCUGGAAAUGACAUCUGCGGUUUAUACAGCGGAAAGUUAUAGGAACUCCCUAGCAGACUCUGGUCAAUCGUCAUGGUCUUCUUUGGAUCGGUGCUCUCCAAUCUACUCUUCUUCAAAAUACUAUCACCUAACGAAUCCCUCAUCUGGAACUAUGACAUUUAAGAAGAGAACUUCUCCUUCGGAAAUUCCAAAAUCAAUUCCUGAAGUCUAUUUGACACGUCUUCUUACCAGUAAAGGAACCGUAGAAACUUAUGUAGAAGACUUCUUGGAAUCCGUUCUCUACAUGCAUGACUCUUCCUAUCCACCAAUUCUCAAAUUCUUUUUUGAUAUUCUGGAUCGAGAAGCUUCCAUCAACGGAGUCUCUGAGAAUAUAUGUCAACAAUGGAAAGCGAAUGGAUAUGUUUUGAGGAUGUGGACGAACUUUGUGAAGAAUCCACAACUCGUAUUCGAUGUUCCACAUUCGGUGUCAAUGGAUGCGAAUCUGAGUACAGUGGCGCAAACGAUGAUGGAUUGCUUCUCAUUCUCCGAACCUGUCCUCGGCGCUCACUCUCCAUCAUCUCGUCUUCUGUUCGCUAAAGAUGUCGCGAGACUCCGCCCACUUUCCGUUGAUUUAUUCAAACGUGUCAAAAACAGUCCACCACUGGGUAUGGAGGAGUUGAGGACAGAAUUGGUGAAUAUGGCCAAUGACGUCUCCACAUGCAAAGGAUCCUCUCUGGCGCUCUCCGAACUUCUCUCAUGGGUCCGAGGCAACGGUAUUCGGAUAUCCCAGCUGUUGUCCUCCAACCAAGAGACCAGUCAACAACGGUUACCUCAGAAGCUGUCACAAGUUUUGCAUGUCUGUCUAGAAACUGACAAUCACAUCUAUUCGACGAUUUCUGAUUAUGACUGA
Caenorhabditis briggsae is the source of this 5322-nucleotide messenger RNA. It is a transcript of the gene Cbr-plx-2, whose product is annotated as Protein CBR-PLX-2. NCBI's taxonomy places the organism in Eukaryota, Metazoa, Nematoda, Chromadorea, Rhabditida, Rhabditidae. Gene Ontology annotation, biological process: regulation of GTPase activity; positive regulation of axonogenesis; semaphorin-plexin signaling pathway involved in axon guidance. Bases 1 to 5322 code for a protein of 1773 amino acids. The transcript is spliced from 16 exons. Gene Ontology annotation, cellular component: semaphorin receptor complex. The record is from RefSeq and is a predicted model, not a curated record. Gene Ontology annotation, molecular function: semaphorin receptor activity; protein binding.